AUGGCUGAUGCGCGCGGAGAAUACUGGUACUACGAGGACGGUGUUGAUCCGAACAAGAUCACAGUUCCAGAACUACGGAGCAUUCUACUUCGGCAUGGAGUAACCUAUCCAUCCUCAGCAAAGAAGGCAUUUCUGGUCGGUCUCUUUAUAGAUGCUGUUCUGCCUCAAAAAUCAAAAGUACAAAGGAUGCUGGCACAAACCAAGCGAUCGACGCGGGGUAUCGUGGACGUCCCCUCCAGUUCAGCCAGCACUGCGGAUACCGACGAAACCGAAGACGAAACCCUCGUGGCUCCUACACCAGCGACGAGACGGAUAUCGCGGAGAACAACGCGUGGCGGGACGGAGGACGUAGAUGUGCCUGCACCACGCGCCAAGACGCCCUCUCGCGCGGUACCCGCCAAACAUAGUAGAGCUCUCGAGCCCGACGUGGACGAACGGCCUGCAGCUAGACGCACGCGCAAGAGCGUCACGCCUGCCGUAAAAGAGCCUUCGCCCGACCCAGUGGCGUGGCAUCGCAAUGACGCGGCUAGUCCCUUUACCCAGGAGAAUGUAUUCCAGACGGGAGCCUCUUCGCCCGCAGUACCAGAUACUACCGCACGUGACCGGCGUAGGCGGACAACAGGCUACGGACGCGAGAGGCGCAGGAGCGACGCCCACCGCCGGCAGACAUACCAGCCCAGCAGCCAGCAGCUAGACGAGGGUAUUAGCGUACCUACGCGUCGGACAUUCGACGUGGCAGACCCGCGUGUGAAGCAGGAGGAGGACGAGGAGGAAGAUAUUGUAGAUGCAGGCGAAGAAUUCACCCCAGAAGAACAGCUGGACCUAGUGCGCGAGCGCGCAAAGUCAGGAGAAGUGGAUAUCCUCCCUCCCCGCAGACGGCGGCAGAAAGCCAAGGCUACUGGCAGGAUCAAGGCAGGGGCUGGGACCAUUCUUCUUACUGCGGUUACAGUCUUUGCUGGUGUCUGGCGGCAAGAAAAAAUCGACGUUGGAUUCUGUGGCGUUGGGCGCGAUGCUACAGCACUAGCUGGCGUAGACAUUCCAAGCUGGGCUGGCCAAAUACUCCCGCACUGCGAGCCGUGUCCGCCACAUGCGCAAUGCUACCGAGGACUAAAGAUAAAGUGUGACCCUGAUUUCAUCGAGAAGGAUCAUCCACUAUCGCUCGGUGGCCUGGUCCCUCUCCCACCGACAUGCGAGCCUGAUAGCGAAAAGACGCGCAAAGUCAAUGGUAUAGCCAACAAAGCAGUGGAGGUACUACGGAAACGCAAAGCCCAGUACGAGUGUGGUGAGCCAGACGCGCAAGGGAAUCUAGUAGAAAGCCCAGAAGUGAGCGAAAAAGACCUGAAACAAGACAUGGCUUCUCGGAAAAGCAAGAGCCUGACGGAUCAGGAGUUCAGUGAGCUCUGGGACAGAGCCUUUCCCGAGGUACUUAUGCGGGAGGAAGUUGUCGAAACUACCAAUGGUUUGUAUGGCAAAUACUCAUACACCCACAACAAAUCCAUGGAAGCUCGCGCGGCGCAGCUUGCAGCCGAUGCGUAUGACAGGCUUCAAGAUCAAGCUGCACUGAGCUUUUUGGAGCCUGGCGCAGAAAAGGGUAUCAGCAUGACACAGCUACGUGAUGACGUCCUACGCACCGAGUUCAACGCCUCCCGACGACAGAGGUUAUGGACAAGGGUUCAGGCGAAGGUCGAACGAAACAGUAAUAUCCGUGCAGGUGUCCGUACAACAGCCACCGGGGAUGUUGCUCGCAUGUGGGAAUGGAUAGGUCCCGUGAAACGACUGGAAGAUGGCAGGCGCGAGAGUGGCCGCUUUAGUCUUGGUACAGGCAGCAGCCCUCCUUCUGGAAAUAGGGUUGCAAAAGAAGUGAAGAAGUGGGAAGAGGGACGCCCGAUUUAUUAGCUUUCACGAUUUGCAGGUAUCUUCUGCUGUAUGGACUAGCUUCAUGAAUGGCGAGCAUCAUUGGGUGUAACGAGCGGGUGGGGAUUUGAAGUUUUAAUACCUUGCAUGAUACCAUGAUGACUAUUUUAUCUUAUUCUAUGCAAAUGCCUCUGACCGAG
Molecule: messenger RNA, 2054 nt
Organism: Pyrenophora tritici-repentis Pt-1C-BFP
Lineage: Eukaryota; Fungi; Ascomycota; Dothideomycetes; Pleosporales; Pleosporaceae
Source: RefSeq, a predicted model, not a curated record